GCAGUCCUUGUCAAGUCACGUGACCGGAAGCUCACCGGACUGCCAUCUGGCCGAACCGAAACCGAUGAAAACUGUCAACUUUGAUGAAAAUGGUCCGAACGAACCACGUUUUUAGAGAGUGCAGUUGACCAGGAGCAGCUAUGGCCGGUGCUCGGGUCCCACUGGAUGAGCAGCAGGUGACCGAGCCAGACUCGCAGGGCAGGGCGCGCACUCUGCCUGCACUGCAUCCCGACAGGAAGGAGGACCGCUGCUUUGUGCCUUACAAAACUCCUCCAGUAGAAUGCUCUCCUGCUGGGGUGGAGGAGUUUUUGGAACAUGCCAGAUUCAUCACCGAGGAUCUGGAGUGGCUGCUCUCACUGCCCCACGACAAGUUCUGGUGUCAGGUGGUGUUUGAUGAGUCUCUGCAGGGAUGUCUGGAUUCAUACCUGCGUCAUGCUCCUCGAGGCCUGGACCUCUUAGCUCUUCCUUCAUCCCCUGCGGUGGCUGAUGUGCAGCGGGCCAUCCACCGAGCGAUCUUCCUGGUAUUCCUCCGGAUGGCCACUCACAAAGAAUCAAAAGAAAGCUUCCUCACCCCAGCUGUGUUUGGAGAGAUUAUCUACAACAACUUCCUGUUUGACGUUCCCAAAAUGAUGGACUUGUGUGUGCUCUUUGGAAAGGGCAACAGCCAGCUGCUGCAUAAAAUGAUAGAGAACGUUUUCACCCAGCAGCCUGCCUACUACAGCGACCUGGAUGAGACGGUACCUACUGUGCUGCAGGUGUUUGACACAAUCUUGGAGAAGUGUGGUCUUCAGUGUGAAGGAUCCAUGGAGCCAAAAAAACUGAAUGCUCACAAACAACCUACAGCCCUCACCAUGAGCCAGCAGGAUCUAGUAGAUAUUAUUUUGUACUUGUGCGACUCAACCACAACCAUCCAUGCCUUCUUGGACAUCUUCCCUGCAGCGUGCACCAGCUUCCACUCCCACGGUUUCCUCAGCAGACUGACCGUGUUUUAUGAGACCGCCGUGUCAGACCUGGAGAAAGCCGUCAAGAAGAGAAACUAUGAUGAUAAAACUCUGCAGGAGGAGUUGUGGAAAAGGUUGAGUCAUUCCUGUCGUAAGAUGGUGGAGACGGCCCACCUGCUGCUGCACCACGCCUGCCUCCAGCCGCUCCUGGAGGGGAGAGAAAACAUGCAAGCAUUUGCAGAGGAGCUCUUGCAGUAUUUCACAUCAUUUUUACCUGAAAAAAGGUUUCUAACAGACUACAACGAACUGUUCCCCAUCUCAGACGACAUCAGCCUCCUACAACAAGCCCUGCCCAUCAUAGACGAGACCAGAACGUCUUAUUUGCUCCAGGGGGUUGAAAGUGCCAGGGACAGCCUGGGCCGAUGGAAAUCACCAAUCCACAAGCCUGCUUCCUCCUCCUCUUCCCCGUCAGCCUGUCAGGGAGCAGAAGGUGGUGCUGCAGCCGUCUCCUCAUCAGACAGCUUCAGCACUCCAGAGGUCAAAGAGUGGAGAGGAGCAGAGGCCAUGGUGGACGUUCCACCUAAGGGAAACAACGGUGCCGUGUGUCCAGUCAGCGAAGCGGAGCUCGAGUCCCUCCUGUCCUGCAUCCGGGACCUGCUUCCUGAUCUGGGUGAAGGUUUCCUGCUGGCGUGCCUGCAGGAGUAUGGCUACAGCUCUGAGGUGGUGAUCAACAACAUCCUGGAGGACCGGUUAGCCCCACACCUGGAACAGCUGGACCGAGCCAUGCCAAGACCCGUGAAGGAGGAGCUUCCAGCUGUUCUGAACAGCCGGUCCAACGUGUUUGAUGAUGAUGAAUUCGACAUCUUCCGCAGGGACCAGGUGGACAUGUCUCGCAUCUGGAAGGGAAGAAGGAAAGGCGAGAGCACUCGUGAGAUGUUAAACGACAAGAAGCACGUAGCAGAGCAGCGAGCUCGCUAUCAGACUUACGAGAACGUGAUCGACGAGGUUGACGUCAAUCCCGGAGACUCUGCCACUGUCUGCGGCCUGGAUGACUACGAUGACGAGUACGACGACACCUACGACAUGAACCAAGUGGGAGCCAAUGACCUGGAUGGAGACAGUUUACUCAACAGAAGGCCUUUCACAGUCCCACAGGUUCUGAGACAGGUAGCCAGAGUGGAGGAGGAGGAGGAUGGUGAAGAUGCGGAGGAAGAUGUUUUAAAGAGCAACCCCAACAGAGACCAGUUUGUGCAGGACCCAGCUCUGCUGAGGGAGAGGGCUGAAGCUAGAAGAGCUGCCAUGCAGCAGAGGAGAGGCGUCCGACCUGAGCGCACCAGUAAUGUUGUGGGACGACCCAAAGGCCAAGGACAAACCUCAGAGACUACCUCGGACCGGCGCAAAAAGGAGACCAACAAGAGCCGCGUAGGCAAUCACAACCGGCGCACGAUGGCCGACCGCAAGAGGAAUAAAGGCAUGAUCCCCUCCUGAAAUGUGCAGCGACCCUCUGCUCCAGCUGAACGGGCGAGGACGACAGAGACUGGAUGGCGGAUGAGGACGGUUUGAUCCGGUGAGGGACGUUUGGCUCGGUGGGAUCAGAAGCUGCCAGUGGGCCGGUGACGUGUUUCAUCAUUUGAGCCUGGAGGAUUCUAACAACACAUAUCUAUAAUUUCCCAAGUAAUAAAUCUUGUUUAUUGUUAUGAUUAAAAGUGAUCAAGUUAGGUUUCUACCACUUUCAACAAGCAGAAUACAUCACAAAAACUGGAAGUGACGUCCUGCAGCUUCCUGCUCAGCUGGAAGAACAUCCAGGUGCUGGGUGUCUGAUCAUCAUGUGAGAAGCUGCAGCUUAAGACCACAGUAGGAAUCUGCUCUGUGAGCGUUCCGUUAGAAGCGUUUUGUUUGGAAGCACAAGUUCAAGAACGUCUCAGGUGAGCUGCAGAGAACCCCGCAGACCCGAGAACAACAUUCAGAGCUUUUUGUAACAAAGAGGAGACAGAAUUGGUUUUUGGAGCUGAAAUGCAAAAAAAAACAACAAA
Nothobranchius furzeri (turquoise killifish) is the source of this 2974-nucleotide messenger RNA. It is a transcript of the gene ascc2, whose product is annotated as activating signal cointegrator 1 complex subunit 2. Gene Ontology annotation, molecular function: ubiquitin binding. Gene Ontology annotation, biological process: regulation of DNA-templated transcription. NCBI's taxonomy places the organism in Eukaryota, Metazoa, Chordata, Actinopteri, Cyprinodontiformes, Nothobranchiidae. The record is from RefSeq and is a predicted model, not a curated record.